AUGUCAACAGCAAUGAGCAAGCGCCUCGAAGGCAAGACUGUUCUUGUCACCGGCGCCUCCUCUGGCAUCGGCAAAAGCACCGCUUUGGAAUUCGCCCGCACAGCACCCAAGAAUCUCAAAAUCAUCAUCACCGCACGCCGCCUGGAAGCCCUCGAGCAAUUGAAGUCCGACAUUGAAAAAGAAGCUGGCUCUGGCGUCAAAGUUUUGCCUGUAAAGCUCGACAUUGCCAAUCCCCAAGAAGUCCGCGAGUUCGUGGGCAAGCUGCCUGAAGAAUUCAAGGAUAUCAAUGUUCUGGUGAAUAAUGCAGGUUUGGUCAAGGGUGUGGCCAAAGCACCGGAGAUUGCAGAGGAAGAUAUGAAUACCAUGUUUGCUACAAACGUCACUGGGCUUAUCAACAUGACUCAAGCUAUUCUGCCUAUUUUCCUCGCUCGCAAGGGAGAUUUGCCAGGUGCUGGCGAUAUCAUCAAUGUUGGCAGUAUCGCUGGCCGCGAACCCUAUCCUGGCGGCAGCAUUUACUGCGCCACCAAAGCCGCUGUGCGCAGUUUCACUGAUUCUUUGCGCAAAGAGUUGAUUGCUACUCGCAUCAGAGUGAUCGAAAUCGAUCCCGGACAAGUCGAGACCGAGUUUUCGGUGGUGAGGUUCUAUGGCGAUAAGAGCAAGGCUGAUAAGGUAUAUGAGGGGUGUGAACCUCUGACGCCCGAGGAUAUCGCAGAGGUUGUGGUGUUUGCAGCCGGCAGGAGGGAGAAUGUUGUGGUGGCUGAUACGUUGGUGUUCCCUAACCAUCAGGCUGCUGCUACGGUCAUGCACAGGAAGUCUUAG
This is a messenger RNA of Aureobasidium namibiae CBS 147.97, 819 nucleotides long. Its product is annotated as NAD(P)-binding protein. Gene Ontology annotation, molecular function: oxidoreductase activity. Lineage: Eukaryota; Fungi; Ascomycota; Dothideomycetes; Dothideales; Saccotheciaceae. Gene Ontology annotation, cellular component: cytosol. The transcript is spliced from 2 exons. Bases 1 to 819 code for a protein of 272 amino acids. The record is from RefSeq and is a predicted model, not a curated record.